UAAACAAAAUCACCAUGUCUUAUAUGUAGCAAUAGUAGUAGUACUUCCCAUGGUCCUUGAAAGAACAAACAUGCAGUCCUAGAAGCGCAACUUCCUUUUCCUUGAAUCCUCCUCUCUUUUUGGCAUUUUUCUCUGCGUAUAUUCAUGCCUUUCUUAAAUUGAUCUCAAAGUAUAUAUACCUUUCUCGUUCUAUGUCCGUGUCUCGUGUUCUUGAAGCUCCAGAUGGAAGAAUCAGGAAUUGGAGAUUGGAGUGCGGCCUAGUUCAUCUUGGUAUCUUAUGCUAGCUAGUCUUCCAAGCUAUGGAUCAUCUAUGGCGUCGUUAAAAUCUCCUCUCCUUGUUCAUCCAUGUCAAGCAGAAGCAGCUGUACUUUGAACUGGCCAUAGUGUAGUUUGAUUCACUCUUUGAUAGCUUUUGCCGUUUAGCUAAUUGUACAGUGUUGUACGUCUGCAUUUUGUUGCAUUCCACUGUGACAAGCAUGAAGGCCGCCAUGGCUGAUGAAUUCAAGAUUGUGCUCACGAGGAAGGAGAGGUUCCUCUACCUCGCCAAAGCCGUCGUGUUCCUUGUGAUCUUCGCGCUCGGCGUGGUCGCCGGCCUAUGGACGGCCACCGGGCCUCGCCGGUGCUGCAGCACAUACACCAACAUUCUUUUCCCGAGCACCACCGUGUACCGCUACCGCGGCGGCGGCGGCGGUAGCUUCUCGGAGUUCGUGGCUCCGACGCGGCUCAUGCACGAUAUGACGGACGAGCAGCUGUUCUGGCGCGCUACGAUGGCGCCGGCGUCGUCCGGUGGCGCGUACCCGUUCCAGCGCGUGCCCAAGGUGGCCUUCAUGUUCCUCGCCGGCCGCGGCGUCCUGCCGCUGGCGCCGCUCUGGGAGCGAUUCUUCCGUGGACACGAGGGCCUCUUCUCCAUCUACGUCCACGCGCCGCCCGGGAUGGUGCUCAACGUGUCCGACGACUCGCCGUUCUACGGCCGGCAGAUCCCCAGCCAGGAAACCUCAUGGGGAUCCAUAACACUCAUGGACGCCGAGAAGCGGCUGCUGGCGAACGCGCUGCUGGACUUCUCCAACGAUCGGUUCGUCCUCCUCUCCGAGAGCUGCAUACCGGUGCAGAGCUUCCCGGUGGCGUACGGCUACCUCACCGGCUCGCGCCACAGCUUCGUGGAGGUCUACUACCACAAGGGCAAGACGUGCCGCGGCCGGUACAGCCGCCGCAUGGAGCCGGACAUCACGCUGCCGCAGUGGAGGAAGGGCUCCCAGUGGUUCGAGCUCAGGCGAGACCUCGCCGUGGCCGCCCUGACGGACGCCAGGUACUACCCGCUCUUCCGGCGGCACUGCCGGCCGUCGUGCUACCCCGACGAGCACUACCUCCCGACGUUCGUCGCCAUGCUCCACGGCGCGGACAACUCGAACCGCACCGUGACGUACGUCGACUGGUCCAGAGGCGGCGCGCACCCGGCGACGUACACCGCCGGCGACGUCACGCCGGAGCUGAUCCUGAGCAUCAGGAGGAGCGAGGUGCCCUGCAUGUACAACUCCCGGCCGACCACGGCGUGCUUCCUGUUCGCGAGGAAGUUCUCCGCCGACGCGCUGGAGCCGCUGCUCAACAUCUCAUCGACGGUGAUGCAGUACUAGUUCUCCUCGCCGCCAACUAUUGUUUGUAACAUAGGAUUUCACACAACAUAUUCAGGUACCAAUUGUACCUGUCAAGCAAAAGGGGAAAAAGAAGAAGAAAGUGUUCAUUUUGCGGGAA
Oryza sativa Japonica Group (Japanese rice) is the source of this 1749-nucleotide messenger RNA. Its product is annotated as glycosyltransferase BC10-like. The record is from RefSeq and is a predicted model, not a curated record. Gene Ontology annotation, molecular function: glycosyltransferase activity. Gene Ontology annotation, cellular component: membrane. Lineage: Eukaryota; Viridiplantae; Streptophyta; Magnoliopsida; Poales; Poaceae.